Messenger RNA from Saccostrea cuccullata (small rock oyster), 709 nucleotides. RefSeq names its product caveolin-3-like. Lineage: Eukaryota; Metazoa; Mollusca; Bivalvia; Ostreida; Ostreidae. Gene Ontology annotation, molecular function: molecular adaptor activity. Gene Ontology annotation, cellular component: plasma membrane; caveola. The transcript is spliced from 2 exons. Gene Ontology annotation, biological process: caveola assembly. The record is from RefSeq and is a predicted model, not a curated record. Bases 178 to 579 code for a protein of 133 amino acids.
UUUAAGACAUUCCGCAUAAAAAUGAUAUCCUUAACGACAACCUUUUGAGAUUCGAUGAUAGGGUCGUAACCAUGAUUUAAAAAUAAACAACUACUAAAUACAAUAUUUUCUUGUUGGAGCUGCUUGAUCAGAGGUUGGGAGAAAGUUUUUCAAACUUGCGAGGAAACUGUCAGGAAGAUGUCACAGAAAACAAUGGAACAAGAUAUGGUCAACCGAGAUCCUAACGAAAUAAACUCGCAUGUUAAGGUGGCAUUUGAGGAUGUGUUGGCUGAGCCAGAUGGCGCCCACAGCAUUGACUGUGUCUGGAAGGCCAGCUUCUUUUGCUUCAACUGCGGCAAGAACUGCUGUUACAAAUUGAUGACCACACUGCGUGGGAUUUUCAUCGCUCUGUCCUGGGGCUGUGAGUUUGCCUGCAUCACCUUUGAUCAAGUCUGGUGUGUAACUCCCAAUCUCCGAAUCUUCAGCAUCUACAUGGGGUGCGCUCAAAAGUACUUUGGAACGUGUGUUUCCUGUUUUUUGGCGCCAAUCUGUGAAACGUGUGGUCUCAUGUUUAGCAGCAUAACUGUGAAAAAUGCUUGAGUUUGGCAUUGACUUUGAAUCAUGUGAGCAACAUACUUUAAUUAUUUCCAUAGCAAGUAUAAUUGAAUUCUCUGUAUUGUUAUUAACCCAUUUCUUUUUAAGACAAAAAUAAAAUAUGCUUUGUUUUUUA